This is a messenger RNA of Cicer arietinum (chickpea), 2355 nucleotides long. RefSeq lists its product as uncharacterized. The record is from RefSeq and is a predicted model, not a curated record. Gene Ontology annotation, molecular function: GMP synthase activity. Gene Ontology annotation, biological process: GMP biosynthetic process. NCBI's taxonomy places the organism in Eukaryota, Viridiplantae, Streptophyta, Magnoliopsida, Fabales, Fabaceae. Gene Ontology annotation, cellular component: cytosol.
UAAAAAAUUGCACGUUCAGUGUUGAAACUAGCGUUGAGUUUUUCUGGUUCACCUGCAACAUCAUCAUCUUCUAUUCUUCUUCUCUUUCUCCUUCCUCGUGCUUACCGCAAUUCCCAAGGAAAAACCCAGAUACACACGUAGAAACACUCACUACAAACAUUAAACAAAAAAGCCAUGAAAACUUUGCUAAAUCCAGAACUUAUUCUCUCUCCAACAAACUCAAUUUUCCCCAUAAAAACCCGAAACUCCACUCACUUUGACCCUCGUGCAUUCCUCAAACUCCGCUUCGAUGAUCGCCACCAUUGGAUCGGGCGGAGGAAGCUUUCCACGACUGUGAAGGCUCUGUUGGACUCGACCACUGUUGAACAAUUCGGGAUUCCGGAGUUCGAUGUUCGGAACCCGUCGCUGUCGUCUUCGUAUCGAAGUUCGGCGUUGGCGAUGCCCAACCAAACGGUGUUGGACGCUCAAACUAGGGUAUGUACUGGCCCAACGCAGACUCGACCACUUGAUGAACAGCAAGCCUUCAAGGUGUUCGACACAAUUCUUAGAUCAGCUAGGGGAGAAAUUAAGGGUGAGGAAGAAGUUUCCAAAGCACAAAUGGGGGCAUUUUUUGCAGCGAUGACAAUACGUGCAAAUGCCUUUCCAGAGGCGACACAAUGGAGUGAAGGGGAAAUGCGUGCAAUGAAGACGUUCUGGCCACUUCUAGUUAGAGUGCUUCCACCUGAUGUAGUAUUUGUGGCUGACCCUGAAGGAAUGAUGAUGGGAUUGGGAAGUUCGAUUGGACCACAGUUUGUUGGCAAUGGCACUAGUGAAAUGAGAUUGGUUGGUGCUCUUAGGGAAGUGUUGGCCGGUGGUCAUCUUGGAUUUGAGGAAGUUCAAGGUGUGUUGAAGGAAGUUCUUCCCUUCCAAGAGGAGGGUGAAAAGCCUCAUGGAGCAAGUGAGGCUUUGCUUGCAGCGUUUUUAAUUGGUCAACGCAUGAAUCGGGAAACUGAUCGCGAGUUAAAAGCAUACUGCCUCGCAUUUGAUGAGGAAAUUGGGCCCCCUCCUAUUGCUGAUGUCAAAUCGUUGACCCAUUAUGGUGAACCUUAUGAUGGAAAUACACGCUUCUUCAGGAGUACAUUAUUUGUUGCUGCAGUUAGAGCUUGCUAUGGAGAAUCUUGCUUGCUUCAUGGUGUAGAUUGGAUGGCACCUAAGGGAGGUAUAACUGAAGAGCAGAUGUUGAAGUUUAUGGGAGCAAAUACUGCCUUAUCCCCAUUCAAGGCCAAGAAACUUCUCGAGGAUGAUGAAGUUGGUUUUGCUUAUGUAAGUCAGCGUGAAGCUCGCCCGUCUCUAUACUCUUUAAUUAGGAUAAGAGAGCACAUAAAGAAGCGCCCUCCACUUGCAACGACCGAAAAGGUUCAGCAAUAUAUAAAGGCAAGUGGUAAGGAAUCUAUUGUUGCUGGAUUUUAUCAUGGAGGUUACGAAGAGUCAUUGUUAAUGCUCAUGAAAAGAAGAGGUGUACAUUCUGGUUUGGUAGUGAAGGGAGAGGAAGGAGCCCUCUCAAUGACUACAAGAUUGCGAUCAGUUAGCAUGACAAGGGGACUUCCAGUGAAUUACUGUUCAGGGUUUCGUUCACUCGACAUUGCAUCCACAUCUGAACAUGGUGGAGUUACACGUAAAGGAUUUAGUCUUGAGGUCAAUGCUGGGGACUACGGUUUCCAACCCACAGACACACCAAGAACUGAUAGAUCCGUAAAGUUCUCCAGUGUUUUUCUCCUGUUGUCUCAAAGAACAUUGAGUUGGGUUUAGCAGCUCUCUGUGGAGAAAAAGGGCCAGCGUAUGAUCGAAUAGUUUUGAAUGCUGGAAUGGUGGAUCACUUGCUUGGUGCUGAAGGUGCAGAAGAUGUAUCUGCAGCCCUGGAUAGAGCCAGAGAGGCCAUUGACAGUGGUAAUGCACUGAAACGUCUCCUAAAUUAUAUCAAGCUCUCCCACGAAGUUAGUUGAAAUAGUUCCAGACAAGUAUAGCAAACAACAUAUUUUCGGACAAUGUCCCUGACACGUGAUGGAUUAAAGGGGAAGGGAAACAUAAACCCUUUCUCAGUUCCAGUUAAUGAGAAAAUUUUGGAGAGAAACAAGAGUUUAUUUGUGUUAUUAACCAAUAUUGAGAUUUUGGUUGCAUGUUUGUAUAACAUUGUACCACAUGCUUUGUAAGUAACAUACUAACGGUCCACAUUUGAAUUUUUUGUGCAUUAUUUUAUUAGAAGUGGAACUAUAGUAAUUUUCUCCAAAUUGCUAAUUUGUGAAUCUGAACCUGUAACCUGAAUAGAUUUGGGUGAAAUAAUACUUGUUGCUUGAAGAGGUUGAGAAUACUUUUAAA